AUGCGAUUCCUGGGUUACCCUUGGCCGCACCGUCACAACAUAAUAACAGCUCGUCCCUAUUUGGAGGAGUCCAAAAGCACUCAACGGGUUGAAAAAACUUCAACCAAAAGUCUAGGAACAAAUGGUUGGUGGAGGGUUCAACUUCGUAAUCAUGUAGUUCAGUUCUAUGAAGAUAAGUUCAAUGGCCAAGAUCCGGUGAUAGAAGGUGAUUUAUUUUAUUUUGAGCAUGCUUCAAUUUCUGUUGAGGAGAGCAACGCCAUGGAUAUGAUUCCUUCCCCGGAAGAAAUUAAGCAAGCUGUUUUUGAUCUGAGUGCGGAUAGUGCCCCAGGGCCGGAUGGUUUCUCUGGUUGUUUCUAUCGUCAUUGUUGGGAUAUUAUUCAUGAUGAUUUAUCCAAGGCCAUUAUUCAUUGUUGGAAUGCGGGUAGUAUUCCAAAUGGUGUUAAUUCAUCUUUUAUCAUCUUGCUGGCUAAGGUAAGGGGUGCUAAUACUCUUCGAAAUUUCAGACCAAUUGGUCUUAGUAAUUUUUUCUUCAAAAUUUUCACUAAGAUCCUAGCUACUAGACUUGGUGCAGUUUUGGAUAAGCUUGUGUCUGAAGAACAGGUAGCCUUCAUGAAAGGGAGGAAUAUUCAUGAGAAUAUUAGCUUGGCGUCGGAGAUGGUUAAUGAGUUGCAUUAUAAACGCAAGGAUGGAAACAUUGGCCUUAAACUUGAUAUUUCUCAAGCUUUUGACACGUCUGCUAGAAUUUCUGUCAUUUUGAAUGGUAGCACGGAAGGUUACUUCAAAAUUAACAGAGGUUUGCGUCAAGGUGAUCCCCUCUCCCCUUUGAUUUUUGUCUUGAUUGAGGAUGUUCUUAGCAGAAAUAUUACGAAGCUUUUUCGUGAUAAAAAGAUGACGCCCAUGGUAACUAGAGGUGACUUGUUGGGUAGUUAUCAUCGUGCUUCAGGUCAGACUGUUUGUCGUCAAAAGAGUAAGAUUUAUUAUGGUGGUGGUUCUUCGAGUUGGUGUAAUUAUAUUGCAUCUUAUUUGGGGAUGAGUGGAGCUACUUUUCCGGACCGCUAUUUGGGAGUUCAAAUUAUGCCAGGUAUUGUUCGAUAUCGCCAUAUUAGCAAUGUUGUUGAAAAGAUUAAAAAUCAGCUUGCUGGUUGGAGAGGGAGGUUAUUAUCUUUUCAUGAUCGCAUUGUUCUUUUUAAAUCAGUUAUUGCCAGUUAUUACAUUCAUAAUAUGGCUAUUUAUAAGUGGCCUCGUAAGUUUAUUCUUCAAUGUGAGAGGGCUAUCCGUAACUUUAUUUGGUCUGGUGAUUCGAACAUUAAUCGUGUAGUGGUAGUGGCUUUUGAUAAAAUCUGUUGCCCUUUUGAGGAGGGGGGUCUCGGACUAACUCUUAUGGCCACUAUGAACAAAGCUCUUAUUAUGAAACUUUGGUGGAAGAUUCGUAAUUCUACAAAGAAGUGGGCUCUUUUCCUGAAGGCAAAAUUAUUUGAUCGUAAGGGUUGUAUUAAGCAUUCGGGGGUUAAAUCUUCUAUUUUUCCUGGUUUAAGGAGUGUGUAUAAUUGUGUGGAAAAGAAUACUAAGGUCUUAAUUGGUGAUGGUAGAGAUACUUCUCUUUAUUAUGACAUUUGUUUUGAUAAGACUAGUAUUGCUGAUGUGCUAAAUGAUUAUUCUCUCGAUGCAACAGCUAGAGUAAGUGAUAUUUUAAAGGAUGACCUUUGGGAUAUUCCUGAAAUUCACUUGCAAUACUUGAUUGCUUCUGGUCUAGAGUUGAAUAGGAUUCCAAUUCCUAUGGGUGGAGCUGAUGUUAGGGUAUGGAUGCCGGAGUUGAAGGGUGAGUUCAGUGUUAAGUCUGCAACUGAGUUGCUUCGGCAGAAGUAUUCUCGGUUAGAAGGUACGCAGCUUCUGUGGAGAAAAGAAGUUCAUCCCGUUCUUACUGCUCAGAACUGGAAAUUCUUGCGUGGAGCUUGUGCUACGUAUGACCUUAUCAGGCGCAGAGCCUGUAAUUGGCUAGCUGAUGUGUUCAAGUUACAACCUAAUGCUAACCUUAUUGUUUCUUUUAAAGCAGCAAAAGGAAGGAGUCAUAUUGUCCGUGAUCUGUGGCUUAUUGCCAACCUUGUUCUUAGGUCGGAGCUAUGGCAGUUGCGGAACAAGGCUGUUUUCGAGCAUAAAAAGCCUAAUUGGAGUAUCUUUCAUAAGCGCGUUCUGAAGUUGAUACAAGAUUAUUCAAUUCGGCUCAAGGGUCAUAUGAACAAUAGUGAUGAUGAUGUUGUUCUUCUGAACUAUUUUAGAGUUCAGCACCGUAGUGUGAAGUUGCAUCAUCCUGUGGCUUGUUUUUGGUUACCGCCUGAGGCUAAUGAAUUACAAAUUUGUUGUGAUGGAGCGGCGAGAGGUAACCCAGGCAUUGCGGGUGUAGGUGUAGUAGCUAGGGAUGAGCAUUUUUCAGUACUUGGUGCUAUGAGUAUUGUGCUAGGAGUCACGACGAAUUAUUUAGCAGAAUUGUACGGCAUUAUUGUUGGUUUGGAGUGGGCUAUGCAAUGGGGUUUUUCUUGUAUUUGUAUACGGUCUAAUUCUAUGGGAGUUGUUGAAGCUUUCAAGAAUGACUCAAUUCCCUGCUGA
This is a messenger RNA of Papaver somniferum (opium poppy), 2604 nucleotides long. RefSeq lists its product as uncharacterized. The record is from RefSeq and is a predicted model, not a curated record. Gene Ontology annotation, molecular function: RNA-DNA hybrid ribonuclease activity; nucleic acid binding. The transcript has 6 exons. Bases 1 to 2604 code for a protein of 867 amino acids. Lineage: Eukaryota; Viridiplantae; Streptophyta; Magnoliopsida; Ranunculales; Papaveraceae.